CUCUGCCAUACUUUCUGUGCGCAUCUAAUGUGGGAUAAAUUUGUCUGUUUUGAGAGAAAGUACUGUAGUCUUACCCUCGUUCUUGUGGUGCAGAAAACUGUAUUGUCAGUGGAGCUACCAUGCUGCAAGUGCAGGCAGAAGGUAAUGAAGUUGAUUGCAACCGUAGAAGGGAUAACUUCCAUCGUCCUUGACCCAUCAAAAAAUACAGUCACUGUGGUUGGUGAAGCUGAUCCAGUGAGGAUCAUCAAGAAGGUCAGGAAAUUCAGAAAAUUUGCAUCAAUUGUGAGUAUAGGGCCUCCUAAGGAAGAAAAGAAGGAUGAAAAGAAGGAUGAAAAGAAGGAUGAUCGGAAAGAUGUUAUGCUGUACAACAUUCCAAAUACAUGUCAAAGAUGCGAUGUGUGGUACGUUAUUGGUGAAGAUGCUUACAGUUACUGUUGCAUUAUGUAAUUGACAAAUCAAGGUUUCAGUGUUGUUAUAAUUUGUAUGGAUUGUUAUAGAUUGUUCUAUUGUUAUCAGAACAUAUUAAUCUUUUACC
Molecule: messenger RNA, 535 nt
Organism: Rubroshorea leprosula
Lineage: Eukaryota; Viridiplantae; Streptophyta; Magnoliopsida; Malvales; Dipterocarpaceae
Source: the annotation of a GenBank genome assembly